GACUAUGGUGCUGAACAUUCAAAGCUCCUCCCCCUCAAUGACACGCAUUCUGCUUGCGAGCUGUUACCUUCCAUGAGACUAAACACUUCUUUUAUUGCUGGUGACGGGUCAGGAAAUUUCAACCACAGAAACCUCUUCCUGUCCCCUCUUAACAUUAAGUGGUGGGACAUGACAAGCAGGGUCCUUUACUAAUGAUGUCAACACCGAUGACUAAGGCUUGGAAGACAUGGAGUGACUUUCUGAUCACUUCUGACAGGUCCCCAAAGCUGGAAACCUGUUAAUGACAGUAAAUUAUGUCUCUAAAAUUAUUCAGAAGAAUUCUUGCAUUCCGACCCCUUCAGUAGUGACCACAAGAAACAGUACUGGGUGGACAGAGUCAAACAAUGUCAGAGUCGGGAGCCACACUAAACAUCAGUGAUAACUCAAAUGAAGACGGUGAGCAGCAGGAUCUCCAACCACGGCCGAGGACAAGUGUGGAGAGCAAAGAAUCAAGCUGUGGAGAAAUAGCUAUGCUGGAAAAGACGGAAGAGUUCUUCCAGAUCUGUGACAGGGAGGGAAAGGGCUUCAUCACAAGCACUGACAUGAGGCGGCUACACCAACAAUUGCCACUAACGGCCGAUGAGCUCGAGAAUGUUUUUGACUCGCUAGACCUUGACAAAAAUGGCUGUCUCACCCUGGGAGAGUUCUCGUCUGGAUUCUGUAAAUUUCUUCAUGGACGGAGGAUCUCAGUGACGGAGGAUCUAAUUCUCUCUCCCUCUCAGAAUGUGUCUGGUGAUCUUCAUCAGAGCCAGUGGGAUGAAUUCGAAUCAGGAAAUGAAGAUGAGGAGGAGAGGCAUUUCAGCAUGUUAAUGGACUGCAAUGUCUUUGAGGACCCAAGUGAGGUCCGCAGUUUAUGGACUCAGCUCAGGAAAGAUGAACCUCACCUCUUGUCCAACUUUGAGGAGUUUCUGGCUCGUGUCACAUAUCAAAUCAAAGAGGCACAACAAGAGAGGAAGGAGAUUGAGGGCGUGCUUAAGAGGAAUGCAGCCACACAUGACAAUGAAAUCUGUAGAUUGUAUGAGGAAAUGGAACAGCAGAUUAAUAAUGAGAAAGACAAGCGGAUUCUGAAGGAUUCUGAAAGUCUGCACCUGCGCAGCCACGACCUCCAACAGCAGCUUCGCAGUAAAGAACAGGACCUGGAGCAACUUUUUCAGAAACAAAGGAGGCUGGAAGGACAAUGCCGUGAGCUUCACAGUGAGCACCAGGAGAGCCGUCUGGAGAACGUCAAACUGAAAUUGACCAAUGACGAGCUGUCUCAUGAGCUGGCGCACACCUGCCAGGAGCUGAUGUUGGCGCAGGAGCAGCUGGGAGUUCUGCAGGGGCAGGCAUCUCGACUACAGCAGGAGAAAGAGAUGGAGAUGUACAGAAUUACAGAAGGACUGCAGAGAGAAAAAGAAAGUUUGAUGAAACAGUUAGAUCUGCUCAGAGAAAUGAAUAAGCAUUUAAGAGAUGAGCGAGAUAUUAACUUUCUGAAACGCAGCAAUUCGAUGAAGAAAUCCUCACAAAGGCCGAGCAUAACCUCAAUAAAAUACAGUGAGAGAAAAUCAUCAGUCAAAAAAGAAGUUGACACAGAGGAAGUUACUCAUCGCUCUAACAGGAAGUCUGUAGCACACGGACGCUACACCCCCUUCACCACAGGGGAUGAUGGGAAGGUUGAGGUGGACUGGCGACCGGACAAGGUGCCUGGGGACACAGAAGGUGAAAAUGUUGGGGUGGAUGAGGAGGAUACGCCCCCAGAUGGUUGGCCUCUCCGAAGGGUCAUAUCCAUCGAGGAGGACCCCCUGCCCAACCUGCUGCAAGGAGACACCAACCUUCUGCUCCAUCAGUUGAGUGAGGAAGAUGAGGAGUCGGGCCGAGAGGAGGAAGGUCAGGCCGAUCUACAUAUGAGCUCCAGUGCAUCUCUGGCUUCUGCUGAUCCUCCACCACCAGUGAUGGUGAAGAAGCACUCCAAGAAGAGAGGAAACAUGCCCUAUUCUGCAAGGGGUCAACCUGUCGGCAAAGAAACCCUCCGGCAGACUCCUGCAGAAGUUGCAGCUGCGACCCCUCAACGUCUCUUUAAAUUGAUUCUGGUGGGAAAUUCUAACGUGGGUAAAACAGCUCUGCUGCGACGCUUCUGUGACGGACAUUUCCACUCAGAAACCUCAGCCACAGUGGGUAUUGACUACAGUGUACGGACAUUGAAUUUAGGAGACUGUCACGUGGCUUUGCAGUUAUGGGACACUGCAGGCCAGGAGAGAUUCCGGAGCAUUACCAAGCAGUUUUUCCGCAAGGCCGACGGUGUGGUGAUCAUUUAUGACAUCACAGCGGAAGAUAGUUUCAGGUCAGUGCAGGCCUGGUUGGCCAGUAUACAAGAGGCGGUAAGCGACCCUAUUCCCAUCAUGCUCCUCGGCAACAAAUCGGACAAGGAUGAUGAGAGGGAGGUGCAGCUGAAGGAGGCAGAGAUGCUAGCUCAGGGAACGCGUCUGAUGUUCAGCGAAUGCAGUGCAUAUACUGGAGAUAAUGUGGUUGAGGCCAUGACACAUCUGGCCAAAGUCUUGAGAGAACAGGAGGACAAGGCUUGGGUCAACACCGUCAGACUUGUGAAUCAGCCAGUAAAGAAGAAAAGUUGCUGCUAGUGACCAAACAUACACUCACACACACCUCUGGAUACCUACUGCUCAUGAUCUGGAGGAAAUACCAUAAACAUCUCAUCUUGUCUAAAUUUUGUAAAUAACUCACGGUCAGUUUAAGAGGCUGAGAGAGGAAAUUCACCUAUACACAAAGGUUUAAAGGUCUAAUUUUCAAAAAGCAUUAUUUAUCUGUUAUGCCCUUCAUGUAUAUAGAACGAUUAUUGUAGAGUAUCAGGACAUGUUGCCAAACCUCGAUAAUAAUAAUCUUUGUACCUGAUCCCAAUUACUCUGUCUAAUGGAGAACAUGUGUUCAAUGAAGCUUUAUAUUUCAGUGACUCUAUAAAUACAGAGAAAUGGGGUUCAUUUGUUUACUACCACAACUAGGUGAGUGAAAAAAAUGAAUUGACCAAAAAUAUGUUUUUUUUCUGUUUAUUUAGCAUUCCCAUUGCCUCAUACAACUCUUCUAAAAUAUUCCUCACCUUAAACUGUUUAUUUCAAUCAGUAAAUAUUUGCACAGUCAGUUCAAUUGAUAAAUCUCUUGUGGCGAGAACAUUGGCUGGUUGGUGGUAAACAUCAAGCCAGUUUCAUUGUCUUCAAUUGCUCCGCAACUUCAAGUGCAACUAUUUUGCUGCUUUGAGCUGGUUGUUUGUGACGAUAACCUAAUCGUUUAACAGGAAAACUUAACCAAUGAUGCGCCAAGCUAAACUCUUAAUAUUACUAAAACUAUUAUUUUUACAUCCUGCUAUAGAUAAGAAUGAUUUAAAAUAGUUUAGCUGCUCUCUGUAAAUCUUCAACAAAAAAUGAAUAAAUUAAAUAAAUAAAGAAUGAAGAAUAGAAGACA
Triplophysa dalaica is the source of this 3489-nucleotide messenger RNA. It is a transcript of the gene cracr2ab, whose product is annotated as calcium release activated channel regulator 2Ab. The coding region runs from base 384 to 2654 and encodes 756 amino acids. The transcript is spliced from 18 exons. Gene Ontology annotation, molecular function: GTP binding; GTPase activity; calcium ion binding. NCBI's taxonomy places the organism in Eukaryota, Metazoa, Chordata, Actinopteri, Cypriniformes, Nemacheilidae. The record is from RefSeq and is a predicted model, not a curated record.